This is a messenger RNA of Aspergillus niger, 960 nucleotides long. RefSeq lists its product as uncharacterized. The transcript is spliced from 2 exons. Lineage: Eukaryota; Fungi; Ascomycota; Eurotiomycetes; Eurotiales; Aspergillaceae. The record is from RefSeq and is a predicted model, not a curated record. The coding region runs from base 1 to 960 and encodes 319 amino acids.
AUGGCCGGACCGGGACAUACUCCCCGUAGUCCCCAGGCGAGACCAAAAGCGACUCCGCCUGCUACAAAACGCCAAUCAAUAUCCGCCACAGUCGCAGUGGGCAGUCUCCACUGUGCCGCCAGAGUAGGUGUGGACCGUCCCGACUUGUCCUCAGUCUGCUGUCCCGGUUUGGUCGACAAGUACGUCAUCAGUGACGGGCCGAUUCCGAAGAGGAUGAUGAGAGCUAGCGAUGGAUCGAAGCGUGAAGGGUCGGACAAGAAGGCAAAGAACCGCAGAACCUUGGCUGGGUCAGCCAUUCCUGAGAAUAGCAGCCCCAAGCCGAAUUCCAGACCGGCCAGGUACGAGAAUAUGGUUUUUGAGCGCUCAGAUCUAUCCAGGGUACGGGGCACGACGACGAAGUUCACCACGGAUGUGACUACUGUGGUGGGUGUUCCACCGGCACAUGGAGGAAUGUUGGAGCCGCCGGCGAAGAAAUUGGCUGUGAGCAACGCGGUGGUGAAGAAGACAGCAGUAGCAAUGAACGAGCGUGGAGACAAUCGGGAAAUGCCACAGAGCAUGUGGCCGGACGUGCAACCUCGACCGUUCUAUCUCACGAUGUCGUUAGCAAUCACAGCUCUCGCGUCUCAAGAGGAGAGGAAUCAUUCAUCUACCUUUGUACCCCAUCCCAGCAGAAACCCAUGGCCCACAGUCAACAGCCACGUCACCCAGGAACUCGGUGCAGCAGGAUAUGACGGAAUGGCGGAAGGCAAUAAAAGGGCGACGGGGACAACACUCGACACCAGACCAGCAAUGAGAGCCACAUUAUCUCUUGUCGGAUUCAGUACAGCGCCCGACAAGAGCGAAGAGAUACCCAACACAGCACCAUUGUGCAACAACAAUCCCGUAGAGCCCUGGAAGAGCAUCAAGGCCCCGAGCGUGGUAUGCACGGGCGUGAACAUGUUGAGGCUAUACAGCGAGUAG